CAUCUGGGUGAAUGGUAGGGGGGUGUGAGGGGCUGAAUUGUAGGGGGGAGUGAGGGGCAUGGCGAGGAAAUCGGGAUGAUUUGGAAGCAGUGCACAACAAAACAUAGUAUAGUAUGUGAUUGUGUACGUAGGGCGUAGGUAGGUAGGUAGGUAGCAUCGUCAUUCUCUCUUGCAACCAAUAAACGCAGGGCAGUAGUGUGGGAUGGGAUAUGGGCCUCCAUUUCUUCAACUUCAAUCCGCGCUUCAUUUGAUUGUUUUGCAUUUUCUCUCCCACGCCCACACCCCCACCUCCCUUUUCUCUCCUUCAUUAUAAUACUACUUAUCAUAAUUACCUAAUUUUCACAAUUCCACCCCUCUUUCUCCCCCCUUCCUUUUGUUACUGAGCGGUGGCUCCGUUCACGCGGCGGUGCCAUCUCUCGAUAUGACAACCGCCAACUACGCCGCCAUGACCCACGACCUCGAGAAUGCCACCACUUCCGCUCCCAUCGACGAUGCUGACUGGCCCACCGAUCCUAACUUUUCUGAUCCUUUUGACAUUGGCAACACAAAAAAUGCCUCUCAUGUUUUGCUCAAGCGUUGGAGGCAAGCUGCCCUCGUGCUUAAUGCUUCCCGCCGGUUCCGCUACACGUUAGAUUUGAGAAAAGAGGAAGAGCAAGAAAGAAGAAGAAGAAUGAUAAGAGCACACGCUCAAGUCAUUAGGGCUGCAUUGCUCUUCAAAUUGGCUGGACAGCGAGCAAUUGUUUUAGGAACUACCGUAGCUCCUCCAUCUCCCAAUGGGGAUUAUGGAAUUGGACUUGAACAACUUGCUUCAAUGAACAGGGAUCACAAUCUUUCUGCAUUGCAACAAUAUGGGGGGGUUAGAGGGUUAUCGGAUAUGCUGAAAACAGAUCCGGAAACAGGUAUUUAUGGUAAUGAGGAUGAGUUACUGAAAAGAAGGAAUACCUUUGGGUCAAAUACGUAUCCCGUGAAAAAGGGACGAACUUUCUUGAUGUUCCUCUGGGAGGCUUGGCAGGAUUUAACCCUUAUUAUCUUAAUCAUAGCUGCUGUGGCAUCAUUGGCCCUUGGAAUAAAAACUGAGGGACUGGAAGAAGGAUGGUAUGAUGGAGGAAGCAUUACCUUUGCAGUUCUUCUUGUUAUUUUUGUUACGGCAAUUAGCGACUACCGGCAGUCUCUCCAGUUUCAAAAUUUAAAUGAGGAAAAGAGAAAUAUCCAGUUGGAGGUCAUCAGAGGUGGUCGAAGAGACAAGGUUUCAAUAUAUGAUAUUGUGGUUGGGGACGUCGUGCCUCUCAAGAUAGGUGAUCAGGUUCCUGCCGACGGAAUCUUGAUGAAUGGUCAUUCUCUUGCCAUUGAUGAAUCCAGUAUGACUGGGGAAAGCAAGAUUGUUCACAAAGACCACAAAGCUCCUUUUUUGAUGUCGGGUUGUAAGGUAGCAGAUGGUGCUGGGACCAUGCUGGUAACUGGUGUUGGAAUCAACACUGAGUGGGGAUUGUUGAUGGCCAGUAUUUCGGAAGAUAAUGGUGAAGAAACUCCUUUACAGGUGCGCCUGAAUGGCGUGGCAACGUUUAUAGGCAUUGUUGGUCUCUCCGUUGCGCUCCUUGUGCUUGUUGUUCUCUUGGCAAGAUAUUUCACUGGGACUUCAAGAAAUGCUGAUGGAUCUGUCCAGUUUGUCCGUGGGACAACUAGUGUUAGCAAAACAGUUGAUGGAGUUAUUCAUAUUAUAACUGCUGCUGUCACGAUAGUGGUCGUUGCAGUCCCAGAAGGGCUUCCUUUGGCUGUAACCUUAACUCUGGCAUUCUCCAUGAAAAAGAUGAUGGCUGACAAGGCUUUGGUGCGUAGGCUUUCCGCCUGUGAAACCAUGGGAUCUGCAACAACCAUUUGCAGUGAUAAGACUGGAACUUUGACCCUCAAUCAGAUGACUGUGGUCGAGGCUUAUGUUGGGCCAAAGAAGAUUGAUCCUCCUGAAGAUGGUUCGCAGUUGCAUGCAACAGUCUCCUCUCUGCUAGAUGAGGGAAUAGUACAGAACACUGCCGGCAGUGUAUUUCUAUCUAAGGAUGGAGAACUGGAGAUUUCUGGAUCUCCAACUGAAAAAGCGAUUCUUCAAUGGGGUGUCAAGUUGGGCAUGAAGUUUGAUAUCGUGAAAUCAGAAUCCAUAGUUCUCCAUGUCUCUCCAUUUAAUUCUACCAAGAAGCGAGGAGGUGUUGCAUUAAGAGGGCGGACUGAAUCCAAAGUUCUUAUACAUUGGAAGGGAGCAGCAGAAAUAAUUCUAUCCUCAUGUUCACAUUACAUUGAUGUAAAUGGUUCCUUGCAGUCCAUGGAUAAGGAUAAGGACUUCUUUAAAGAUGCUAUUGAUGAUAUGGCUGCAAGAACCUUGAGGUGUGUGGCCAUUGCUUACAGAACAUGUGAAACAGAUGAGGUUCCAACUGAUGAAGAGCAGUUGGCACAGUGGACUUUACCAGACGAUGAUCUCGUGUUGCUGGCUAUUGUUGGUAUAAAGGAUCCUUGUCGUCCAGGCGUCAGAGAUGCAGUGAGAUUGUGCACACAUGCUGGUGUUAAGGUGCGUAUGGUAACUGGAGAUAACGUUCAGACAGCCAAAGCAAUUGCUCUGGAGUGUGGUAUCCUUUCUCCAGGUGCAGACACAAAUGAACCCUAUGUAAUAGAAGGGAAGAGAUUCCGUGAGUUGUCUGACAAAGAGAGAGAACAAGUCGUACAAAAGAUAUCGGUUAUGGGAAGGUCUUCUCCAACUGACAAGCUUUUGCUUGUUCAAACACUACGUAAACAAGGUGAAGUUGUUGCUGUAACUGGAGAUGGAACUAAUGACGCUCCCGCAUUGCAUGAGGCUGAUAUAGGUCUUUCCAUGGGCAUACAAGGAACUGAAGUUGCAAAAGAAAGCUCGGACAUUAUUAUCUUGGAUGACAAUUUUGCUUCAGUUGUGAAGGUUGUACGCUGGGGACGCUCUGUCUAUGCAAACAUCCAAAAAUUUAUCCAGUUCCAGCUCACUGUUAAUGUUGCAGCUCUUGUAAUAAAUGUUGUUGCUGCAGUUUCGUCUGGUGAUGUUCCUCUAACUACAGUGCAGCUACUCUGGGUUAAUCUCAUCAUGGAUACUCUGGGAGCUUUGGCACUGGCGACUGAACCUCCAACUGAUCAUCUCAUGGAUAGAACUCCAGUUGGUCGUAGGGAGCCUCUUGUAACAAACAUCAUGUGGAGAAACUUGAUUGUACAGGCUAUAUAUCAAGUUGCGGUCCUCCUUGUUCUCCACUUUUGUGGCAUAUCUAUUCUCAAGUUGGAGAAGGACGAGAAAGCGCAUGCUUACAUGGUGAAGAACACUGUGAUAUUCAAUGCAUUUGUUUUCUGUCAAAUUUUUAAUGAGUUCAAUGCGCGAAAACCAGAAGAAAUCAAUGUCUUCUCAGGUGUGACCAAAAACCACCUCUUCGUGGGAAUAGUAGGAGCCACAUGUGUACUUCAGAUAAUCAUAAUUAAUUUCCUGGGGAACUUCACCUCAACUGUUAGGCUUAACUUCCAACUAUGGGUAGUUUGCGUCGUUAUAGGCAUUAUCAGCUGGCCUCUUGCUGUCGUUGGUAAAUUCAUUCCAGUUCCAAAAACACCUCUGGCGAAGGUCUUCAUAAAGCCAUACCAGCGGUGCAUUGCUGCUCGUAAUGCACGCAACUCCUAACUAAUAUCUUGAUAUUUUUCCAUUCAUCAAGUAGCCUCGUCCAAUUUCCUGGAAUCGAGAAUGCAACUCCAGCAGCAGAGUAAAUUCACUCUUGAUAUUACUUUUUUGAUAAAAGUGUACCAUACUAUGCUGACUCCGUGAAUCUGGAUUCAUUGAUAUUCUAUUAAAGUACUUGAAAAUAUUCUAUAUCUAUUGUAAAUAGUCCAUUACUUCUUCACAGGAUGUUUUAGCAAUAGGAAGUAUUAAUACGUAUCAUAGAGGCGUAUCUCCUACAAUCAUAUUCUUUCGCUAUCAAUCUAGGCUGGCAUGAGUAUCAGAACUUCUACAUUCCCCUUUUGUUUCUGAAU
This is a messenger RNA of Sesamum indicum (sesame), 4017 nucleotides long. It is a transcript of the gene ACA9, whose product is annotated as autoinhibited Ca(2+)-ATPase 9. The record is from RefSeq and is a predicted model, not a curated record. Gene Ontology annotation, cellular component: plasma membrane; intracellular membrane-bounded organelle. Gene Ontology annotation, molecular function: calmodulin binding; ATP hydrolysis activity; ATP binding. Lineage: Eukaryota; Viridiplantae; Streptophyta; Magnoliopsida; Lamiales; Pedaliaceae. Gene Ontology annotation, biological process: calcium ion transmembrane transport.